CACCGCCCAAAGCGAAACUGUCGAAAGCUGCAGUGGCAGCAGUAGUAAUAGUACCACUACUCUACUCCAAAAUACAAUCACACCCCCGAACAAAAAACACCAACGCACACAGCUUUCUUUCUCUCACUCUCAAAAUCCACAUUAUACACCUCUUUCACCAUUGCAAUAGCCACUGCUAGUUUUUUCUAGAAACGAAGAGAGAGAGAGAGAGAGAGAGAGAGAGAGAGAGCGAUGCAGAAACGGAGGUGGAGAUGGAUAUCGUUAAAUUUGCUUCGCAAGUUGCUAAUGUACGCCGUGUGCGUGAUAGCGCUGGUGGCUUUGUUCUCCGUUCACCUUUUCCCUUCUUCUUCCUCCAUCAAAGUCCCUAACUUCUCUGACGCUUUCAAGCUCCCCACGCAACAUGAAUUGAAGCAUCAAAGCUGGACUCGAGAGCUCACUCCGCCACAUUUGUCAAAAGGAAAAGAUCCUCUCUCUUCUCAUUCUCGCCAGUUGGUUGGUGCUAGAGAGAUUUCGGAUUACGACAAGCUAUGGAAGCGAUCAUCGAAUAGCAAAUUUGAGCCUUGCAUAGAGCCUAGUGCUAAUUAUACACCUCCGGGAGAGUCGCGAGGUUACCUUCUAGUGCAUGCAAAUGGUGGGCUUAACCAGAUGCGUUUUGGGAUAUGUGACAUGGUGGCUGUAGCCCGUAUCAUAAAUGCCACUCUUGUAAUUCCUGAACUUGAUAAGAAGUCAUUUUGGCAGGACAAUAGUCACUUCUCAGAUGUUUUUGAUGAAGAUCAUUUUAUUAAUGUUCUGGCUAAUGAUGUAAGAGUUGUAAAAAAGCUUCCUAAGGAAUUGGCUACUGCGUCUAAAUCAAAGAAAGAGUUCAGAAGCUGGUCUGGUGUAGAAUACUAUGAGGACGAGAUUACUAACUCCUGGUUAAAUCAUCAGAUUAUUCAAGCUUCCAAAUCUGAUUCUCGCUUAGCAAAUAACUAUUUACCUCUAGACAUUCAGAAACUGCGCUGCCGUGCCUGUUAUGAAGCCCUUCGUUUUGCACCUCGAAUUGAAGCAAUGGGAAAAUUGUUGGUUGAUCGGAUGAGAUCCUAUGGCCCCUACAUUGCUCUGCAUUUACGGUUUGAGAAGGACAUGCUUGCCUUUAGUGGCUGCACACAGGAGCUGUCUCCAGCUGAAGCUGAGGAACUAAGGAUGUUAAGAAAUAACACUGAUAACUGGAAAAUAAAGGACAUUGAUUCUAAGGAACAAAGAUCCAAAGGCGAAUGCCCCUUAACUCCUAAAGAGGUUGGAUUUUUUCUCUCUGCUCUUGGGUACCCAUCAAACACUCCUAUAUACAUUGCUGCUGGAGAGACAUAUGGGGGUGAUUCUCAUAUGGCUUAUCUGCUAUCCCGCUAUCCCUAUAUAAUGAGCAAGGAAAAGUUGGCAACUGUUGAGGAGCUUCAGCCUUUUAUCAAUCAUGGCUCUCAGCUUGCUGCACUUGACUACAUUGUAUCUGUUGAAAGCAAUGUAUUUAUUCCAUCAUACUCUGGGAACAUGGCAAAAGCAGUUGAAGGCCAUCGUCGUUUUCUUGGACAUAGGAAAACAAUAGUUCCUUUCAGGAAAAUCAUUGUUCGUCUGUUUGACAAACUUGAGAAUGCAACUCUGAAAGAAAGAAAUAAAAUUUCAAGUCAAAUUAUUGAUGCACAUAAAAAGCGGCAAGGGUCACCGAGGAAGAGAAAAGGCCCCAUUUCUGGAACAAGGGGCAUGGACAGAUUCCGUUCUGAAGAAUCCUUUUACACAAACCCUAAACCAGAGUGUUUAUGUCAGAGGGAAACACCAAAUGUAAACACCUCUCACAUUAUCAGGUAGAUCAGAUUGUGCAGAACAAUUUUUCUUCAAAAUGAUUCCUAUGCUGAUGCAGUGGUGGCACAUUGCGUUCCAUAUAAUUUGUUGGAGCAAUACAAGCUGGUGGUAGUGCUUCCAUUAUACACAUAGGGAUCCGGCGUGUAUUUCCCGGGCGUAAAGAAAGCUGGGGGGCGAUAUUGUAAAAUACAGAUGAAGAGAACAAUUGCAUUAGGGUGCACAGUAGGGACUGAUCACCAAAGAUAGGGCCUUCCAAGCACCAUUUUUUUGUUUGGAGUUCGCCAGGUUAUUAAAAAAAAAGAGUUGCAUAGAGAAUUCAUUGGGAUACCAUACUUUGUUUCUGCUUUGUUAGGAAUAAAGUACACUUUUCAUGUAUGUAGUAUUUCAUUCGUAGGCAUUGAGCGCAAUAAAGAAUUAGAUUUUCGUUUCUUUA
This is a messenger RNA of Quercus lobata, 2266 nucleotides long. Its product is annotated as O-fucosyltransferase family protein. The coding region runs from base 232 to 1839 and encodes 535 amino acids. The transcript is spliced from 12 exons. Lineage: Eukaryota; Viridiplantae; Streptophyta; Magnoliopsida; Fagales; Fagaceae. Gene Ontology annotation, cellular component: cytoplasm. The record is from RefSeq and is a predicted model, not a curated record.